AUGCCCACCUCCCGCGCUUCGAGGAACGAGGGUGUGGAGCUACCCACAAGACGUGGCAAUGAGCAAGCUGCGCAGAUGCUGGUCCCGGCCCGAAGUGACGAGGCCUUCGUGUCUGCUGCGAGACGAAGAAGCACGCUGGCAAGUGUGAGAAAGGAUUUGGAGGAUCUGGCAAAGCCACCGCCCAGAUGGCGUUGGCGAGCGAAAGUGGCGCUGGUCUUCUACACCUUGGCACGUAUCGCUGGUGGCCUACCAUUUGUGUUUAGCGAGGACCCGUACCACGUGUACCCCUGCGGUGUGGAGCUUUGCUACAAGGAGUCCGUGGAUUUCCAUAAGCUAAGCGAUGCGAUUGUUCGGCCCUUCGUGACAGGUUUUGGGCUCUACGUUUUUGUGCAUAGGAUGGACCGGUUUUCCGUCAACAACUCACUGCAUGUGUGGAGCUUCGUCACACUCUGUUGUCUCGCGCUGCCCGUCUGUCAGCCAGGCCUGCGUGCCAUGUGGCAGGCGAAUGUGGCAAUGCUUCUUUGGGAAGUCCUAUGCAACGUCCUGCAGGUGCGCAUGACCAUGCUCAAACUUCGAGCUCUCGGCUGGAAUAGGACAGCCCGGUGCUGUGCCGUGUUUACAAAGCUUGGUAUUUGUUCGCUCUGUGCUUCUUUGGUGUUGUCUUUCGCCCGCCGAGAUUUCGAUGUGUAUAUCAGUUAUAUGGUUACUGAUGUCAUCGUCUAUCUGAGUUUCGGCUGCUGCUUCGCUGUCGUGGGCGUUCAGAGUUGGGCAUUGUGCCGUGCAGCAAGCAGAGCUAUGGUGCAAGCAAGAGGAAAUGAAUCCAUCCGCUCGACGGCAUGCCUCCUGUAUGCAAAUGCUUGCCUGGUCCCUUUAGGCCCAGCUUUGAGUUUUGUCAGCCUGUUCGCGUUCCCGCAAACCACCAUUGCUGAUAGGGGACUCCCACCGACACUAGUGGCUCUUGACGUGUCCUUCCAAGUCUUCAACGUGCUCGUUCUCAGUGGCAUGGUGGGCCACACGCCGAUGAAUCUUGAAACUUUGCAAAGGCUUGCGGAGCUGUCAGGGUUUGGAUUGGCUUCCGCACGCGUGGCUUUCCCAGGGCACAUCAGCCGGAGUGCAGCUGACUGCGUUGUAUCGUUUCCCGGUAAGUACAGCGACCUUUGGGACAAAGCGGUCUCAAGUGUUGCUCGAGUGGAUGCGUUCUCACUUGCGUGUGUGUUUUUGACUGACAGAGCUUCUGGCCUUGGUCUGCAUGCGAACAACCCAGAGACCCCUGGCAAGUGCUGGUGCCAGCAAAUUUACGGCCGAGUGCCAGCCUCUACGUACCUCAGUGUGGUGGAAAUCAGUACUCACGAGUCUGCUAACCAUGACCAGACGCUUGCCUUCAAACGAGCAGAUGCUGAAGCGAUGGGCCAACGGCUGUUGAUCAAGCAACAUCAAACAGACAUUGAAUGGGAGCAAGAGCUCGAAGAGGCUUUGCAAGAUGCCGAAGUCCGUUGCAUCGAGAAUCAGGACAGGGCGCCCUGGGGUUGUCAAUGGUUCGAAGAGUGGGCACGGAACGUGGACCGGGCGGCUGAACUGCGCCAGACACUUCACGUUUUCUACUUUGAGGACGGCAGGGGCAAAGGCAAGAUGCCUUGGUAUCUGCUCGCCAACGAGAAGGCUAGGCAGGAGGCCCGAAAGGAUAGUGGCCUCGGUGCUUCGCAGACCGCAGAGGUAGCUUACCUGGACAAGAUCGGGUUGAGCUAUGUGGAGCACGACAUCAUGGAAUUUGAGGCCUUCCUUGCAGGUCGCACCUAG
Symbiodinium sp. CCMP2592 is the source of this 1797-nucleotide messenger RNA. Lineage: Eukaryota; Dinophyceae; Suessiales; Symbiodiniaceae. The record is from the annotation of a GenBank genome assembly.